AUGCGGCUGCUGAACGUCCACAGCUUGAAGUUUGCAGAAUUCAGCGACAAGAAGAGGCCUGCGUAUGCGAUCGCAUCUCACCGGUGGGAGGAGCACGAGGCGACUUUUGCAGACGUGAGAGAUACGCAGAACACACCAUCUCUAGGAUAUCAGAAGAUCAGAAACUUUGCUGAGUAUGUCAAAAACCACGUUUCCGGCGUCGAUUGGCUCUGGAUCGACACGUGCUGCAUCAACAAGGACAGCGCAGCCGAGCUGUCGAAAGCCAUCAACUUGAUGUUCGAGUGGUAUCAACAAGCAGACGUUUGUCUUGCAUAUUUGCGGGAUGUCGAGGAGGCGAGAGAUGAGACGAAGUUUCAGCAGAGCGAGUGGUUCGAGAGAGGCUGGACGCUGCAAGAGUUGUUAGCACCACGGGUAGUCGUGUUUUUGACGCGAACAUGGGAAGUAAUUGGAAACAAAGGCGCCUCAACCAAUGGAUAUGACGGGACAACUGUCGGUGACGGUUUGGAAGAGGUUAUUGCCAAGAUCACCAAUGUGCCACGAGAAGUGCUACAGGAGUAUCAAUGCAGCAGUCAGGUGUCUACUCAAGAGAAGAUUCGGUGGAUGGAGGGAAGGAAGACUACUGAAGAGGAGGAUAUGACGUACGCUCUGUUCGGCAUCCUGAAUGUAUCUCUAGCAGUCAUUUACGGCGAGAGGGGAAGGGCGAGGGAUCGACUUCUGGCUGUGAUUCGAGAACGGGAGGAGCUCGAGCUAAGGCAAGCCGAGCUAUACCGAAGGAUUUCUAGCUGGGUAUCACCUACAGAUCCGUGGGAGAAUCACCGAACGGCUCGGAAGCAGCAUGAGCCCGAAACCGGGGCUUGGCUGUUACAGAGCGAAACAUACCGAGCGUGGAAGGCAGGCUCGGACGGUCACCGCCAUCUUUGGCUGUAUGGGCCUGCGGGAAGCGGCAAAACGAUUCUUUGCUCUACCGCUAUCGAGGAUGUACAAGCGCAAUGUCGUGGUAGUGCAAAUGUCGGUCAAGCCAUCUUCUACUUCUCCUUCUCUGACCAGACAAAGCAAACGUAUGAGAGCCUCGUUCGGUCUAUGCUGUCACAAUCCUUUCCCAAGAUUCGGAUAAUCGCUACGAGUCGAGACUACCCGGAGAUCCGGUCUCGUAUGGAUAGCAUUCAGGCUACGCUAACGCCACUCGAUAGACAGGCAGUCGACUCCGACAUUCAAAAGUUUGUCUCAACACAACUGGCCCAAGAUAUGCAAUUACGACAAUGGCCUGCUGCGAGCAAGAAACUCGUAGAAGAGACGCUUACGCAGAAAGCCCAGGGAAUGUUCAGAUGGGUCGUCUGUCAGCUUCAGGAGCUCAAGAAGACCAGGUCAACUAGGCCAAAUUCGAUCCGUCAAGCCUUGUCCGCUUUACCAAAAACAUUAGACGAGACAUACACACGGAUGCUAAGGAGCAUCUCAGAGUACAACCGCGUCGAUGCGCUCGCGUUGCUACGGUGGAUUACCUAUGCGCAGUCGCCGCGAACGCUUCACGAGCUUGCAGAAGCUACGAUUAUCGAGCUUCCGGACGAAGCGGGCGUAGAAGGUGCGGUAGAUAUGGACAAUCGCGGCGGGUGGGCAGACACAUUAUCGGUCCUCGCUGGACUAGUAAUAAUUCAGGGCGAAGAGGACGAUAGGAUUACGCAAGACGCGAAAGUCCGACUCGCACACUUCUCUGUACAAGAGUUUCUAGAAUCUAGCCGAAUCCUAGCAGGCGACGUACGUGCAAUCUCACUGUUAACAUCAGAAGACAAAAUGGGUGACUGGCUCGCUAUCCACCAACCUGAUAAAGGCUGGAUAGAGCCUUUCGCUACCUCUGCUAGAGAAGUGUACAUUAAUGGCUUGUAUUACGCAAGUUAUCUUGGUUUCAGUCAGGCCGCACGGAGGCUGCUCGACAAAGGCGCCGACAUCCACGCGCAGGGAGGCCGCUACGGCAACGCCCUCCAGGUUGCGUCAGCUGGCGGUCGCGCAGAGAUCGUCCGGCUGCUGCUCGACAAGGACGCCGACGUCAACGCGCAGGGAGGCGAGUACGGCAACGCCCUCCAGGCUGCAUCAGCAGAGGGUCGCGCAGAGAUCGUCGUCCGGCUGCUGCUUGACAAGGGCGCCGACAUUCACGCGCAGGGAGGCAAGUAUGGCAACGCUUUCUUCGCGGCCCUUGCUGCAGAACAUCGUGAUGUCACAGACUUACUUCUGAAAUGCGGAUUCGACUACUCCCACGUCCAGCGGGAUUUACUCGGGCGCUCACGCCUGCUUCAGGCUGCAUGUUACGGCUAUAUUACUGGUCUUGCGCAGGAUGUAGCGAGCAUGUCUGCUGGCAUCGACGCAGUAGAUAACCACCGAUGGACUGCACUACACUGGGCGGCGUACUUUGGACAGACUGCAGUCAUCGGCCUACUGCUACGAAACGGCGCCGACUCCACGAAGCGUGAUUGGCAAGGAUGGAAUGCCUACGAUGUUGCGGUGUUUGUCGGCCAUGAUGUUCCUAUACUGCGUACCGAGGAUGCGGAAACUUCUUCAGACGUUUCGCCAGGCAGGCGUAUACGAGGAGAUUGCGACGUUUGUAGACAUGUAAGCAGACAUCUAUCGUGGAACCGCUUCGGAUGUAAUGCUAACCUGAUACAGGAACUCGUUCAAUACCAACACCACUGCCAGACAUGUGAACCUGGCUACGACCUAUGUUUCCGCUGUUUUCGUGACGUGGAGGUCGUGCAUGCUGGGCAUGACUUCACGAUGGACUUUCGGUAUUAG
Messenger RNA from Dissoconium aciculare CBS 342.82, 2781 nucleotides. Its product is annotated as ankyrin. Gene Ontology annotation, molecular function: protein binding. NCBI's taxonomy places the organism in Eukaryota, Fungi, Ascomycota, Dothideomycetes, Mycosphaerellales, Dissoconiaceae. The transcript is spliced from 6 exons. Bases 1 to 2781 code for a protein of 926 amino acids. The record is from RefSeq and is a predicted model, not a curated record.